UUGAUGAUUUGAGAUCAAUGCCGCAGUGAGACGCGUGAUUUUGAAGACUAGACAGACAUAAUGCGGUCAUUGAAUCGCCCAUUGAAUGAUGAUCAAAGCCAAAACGUGAGUCCAAAAUCUCAGUGUUUAUUUGGCAUAUUUGGCAUAAAUCGGCGAUGGUAUCAAAUUUAGCCCGACAUGCAUUUCUCGAUGCGGUUGUGGAACCUCCGGAAUCUUCCCGCAUCCGUCCUACCGCUGAGAUUGCAUUCCCAGCCCAACUGAUAACCACGACGAGUAUAUCAGCUGCCUGCCAUAUAUGUACGAUGAUCGGAGGUUUAAUUAGGCGCGGCUGUAACAUGAACAUUCAUAAUUCCGCUGGCAUUCAAUCAAUGCAGACGUGAACAAUUCCAGUGAUCAAGUGUUCGACUUAACCAGCGAUCUCGUGCAAAGUGUACAGUGUCUCAAUACCAUAGUAGUCAAUACCAAUUCCCACACACAAUCCAUACUCAAAACAUACAUAUAGUACUUUAGGAGGUUAUUAAUAUCCAAGCAAAUAAUGGCGCAAAGUGAUUCGGGAAAUUGCUGUGCCAAGCUUAACAAAGAUGAGUGCUGCCAGAAGACAAAGGAUGUGGUCCUCAGUGGCAUAUCUCCCAAAAUGUUUCCCGACAAAAUCUACAAGUCCGUUCAGCCGAAAGGAGAGAAUGCCACCGGAAUGACCUGCGAAUGCGGAGUUUUUGGAGCCAUCGCUUGCGGGGAUUACCCGACACAGCUGGACAUAGCACAGAUGAUCUGCCUGGGUCUGGUGGCACUGCAGCAUCGAGGCCAGGAGUCGGCGGGCAUAGUGACCAGUCUGGGCAAGUCCUCCAAGAACUUCAGUGUGCACAAGGGCAUGGGCAUGAUCAACAAUCUGUUCAAUGACGAGGCCAUCAGGAAGCUGAAGGGCAACCUGGGCAUAGGACACACCCGGUACUCCACGGCCGCAGCCUCGGAAGUUGUGAACUGCCAGCCGUUUGUGGUGCACACGGCGCAUGGAGCACUGGCCAUUGCCCACAAUGGUGAGCUGGUGAACUGCGAGUCCUUGCGGAGGGAGGUCCUGGAGCGAGGAGUGGGCCUGUCCACGCACAGUGACAGUGAGCUGAUUGCCCAAUCCCUGUGCUGUGCACCCGAGGAUGUGUCCGAGCACGAUGGCCCAAAUUGGCCGGCCAGAAUUCGCCAUUUCAUGACACUGGCUCCGCUCUCCUACUCCCUGGUCGUAAUGCACAAGGAUAAGAUCUACGCUGUUCGAGAUUCCUAUGGCAAUCGGCCACUGUGCUUGGGCAAAAUCGUUCCCGUGGACGCAGGCCAUGCGAACAUCAAUGACCAACUGGCCGAGGGUUGGGUGGUCAGUAGUGAAAGCUGCGGCUUCCUAUCCAUCGGUGCCAGAUAUGUUCGCGAGGUGGAGCCCGGCGAGAUCAUCGAGCUGUCGAGGAAUGGCUAUAGAACCGUGGAUAUCGUCGAAAGACCGGAUUACAAGCGCAUGGCAUUCUGCAUCUUUGAGUACGUCUACUUCGCGCGCAGUGAUUCCAUGUUCGAGGGCCAGAUGGUUUACUCAGCCCGCCUGCAAUGUGGUCGCCAGUUGGCCAGGGAAGCCCCCUUGGAUGCGGAUUUGGUCAGCUCGGUUCCGGAAUCGGGCACAGCAGCUGCCCAUGGCUAUGCCAGGGAGUCGGGAUUGCCAUUCGGAGAAGUGCUGUGCAAGAAUCGCUAUGUGGGCCGCACGUUCAUUCAACCCUCGACCAGAUUGCGACAGUUGGGCGUGGCCAAAAAGUUUGGUGCCCUGGCUCAAAAUGUGGAGGGCAAGCGCAUCGUGCUGGUCGAUGAUUCCAUUGUGAGGGGAAACACCAUUGGACCGAUCAUUAAGCUGCUGCGAGAUGCCGGAGCCACCGAGGUGCACAUUCGCAUUGCCAGUCCGCCGCUGCAAUAUCCCUGCUACAUGGGCAUCAAUAUACCCACACGUGAGGAGCUUAUAGCCAACAAACUGAACGCGGAUCAGCUGGCGGAUCACGUGGGCGCGGAUAGUCUGGCCUACUUGAGUGUGGAGGGUCUGGUCAAGGCCGUCCAGAUGAACAAGGCCCAUGUGAAUCCGCUGAAAGCUGGCUAUUGCACAGCUUGCCUAACGGGCGAGUAUCCUGGCGGAUUGCCCGAGGAGCUCAGCUGGUAGAAUCUCACAUCAGUUAUUGAUUUCUUAGGUUAAUGUAGUUCUAAGCAUCAGCUUGUAUAUAAAAAGUAUGUAUUUAAAAUUUCAAGUCUUUGACCCAUCACAAAAAAUGUUGUUCUUCAUUAA
This is a messenger RNA of Drosophila erecta, 2299 nucleotides long. Its product is annotated as amidophosphoribosyltransferase. The coding region runs from base 536 to 2176 and encodes 546 amino acids. Gene Ontology annotation, biological process: purine nucleobase biosynthetic process; purine nucleotide biosynthetic process. NCBI's taxonomy places the organism in Eukaryota, Metazoa, Arthropoda, Insecta, Diptera, Drosophilidae. Gene Ontology annotation, molecular function: amidophosphoribosyltransferase activity. The transcript has 3 exons. The record is from RefSeq and is a predicted model, not a curated record.